ACUCAUUUGCUUGCAGAUUCUACGCGGGAGCAGGUACGCGUUCCAAAUGUAAUCGCGCUGGUUGGACUGCCAGCAAGGGGCAAAACCAUUCAAUGUGGGCGAAUAUCGCCGAAAGGCAUGUAACACGGAAGACUGCGAAUCGCAGUUUUUCAGUCCCUUCAACAAGACAGGCAGCAAGAUCAGGGAGUAUGUUUUGCUGUUUAUAAUA
Gongylonema pulchrum is the source of this 208-nucleotide messenger RNA. The record is from the annotation of a GenBank genome assembly. Lineage: Eukaryota; Metazoa; Nematoda; Chromadorea; Rhabditida; Gongylonematidae.